AAACUGUUUCUACUAGCCGACACAAGUGUUUCGUUAAAUUUUUUUAUCAUUUUAAUAUUUAACACAAAACACUAUUUAAUUUUUUAAUUAACAUAUUAAUUUUUUUUUAUUAUAUUUAAAUUGUUUUUUUUUUCUAUAAAUAGCUUUACAUUUUUUUUUUAAAUUUAAAUUUUUAUUUGUUUGUUUUUAUUUUUCUAUUCUCAAGGUUUGUUUUUUUUUUGUUAAAAAAUAUAUAAUUUCAAAGUGUUUAUUUGUGUUAAUAAAUUUAUUAUUAAUAUUUAAAUUAAUUGAGUGUUAAUUUAAUAAUCUUGAGAUACUUUUUUGUGUAUUAUUUUUCAAGUAAAUUAUUUGCAAAGUGGUUGAGCUUUAAAAAAAUAUUUAUAAAUAGUGUCAUAACAUUGUAGAAUAAAAUUACGAUAAGUGUAUUCUAAUUGUGUAAGAAUAAAUUAAUUACUUUCUGGUACUUCAGGAUUUAUCCAAGUGAAGUAAAAAAAUUUUUGAGUUAUAAAUUUUCAAUUAUUUUCCAAUGAAAAGUACACGUGACAGUGAUAAAGAAAAUUACAUUAAGCAUCAACUAAAUAGCAAUUUUUUAAAUACCGAAAUUGCAAUGUCAACGACAAAUAAAAACAUGGAUGAUCCAAUUAACGAGGUACUACUUGAAAAGCUCAAAUCAUGUCUACCAAAAAUUCAAGAUAACAGCGAAUUGAUAAGAAGCAUACUGGCGAAACUUCAUGCUCGCGUCACAUCAUCUGACAAAAAAAUAAGAGAACGAGUGUUGGAUAUAUUGUGGCUAAAAGAUUCCGGGGCUAUUGAACUUUUCAUCAUGAUACUAGAAACAUGUAGAGAUAACGCAUCAAAUUGUAGUAUAGCUGGAAUUCUUCAUGAAUGUAUAUCACCACGUUUAUUAAAAAUUGGAACAAAAGGAACAAAGAAAAAGAAUUCUAAAAAAUCAUCAAGUCGUUUAACAAUACAACAAAUAAUUAAUACCGGUGGUACACAAAUAUUAUUAAAAUUACUAUUAAAUUCCCAGCAUACUGAUACAAUAACAUCAGAAAUUCUCGUUCAAGAAUUACUAUGGAUACUCGGUCAAAUUGCCCAAAAAGAUCAAAAAUUUUCAAUUAAAAUUAAAUACCUAAAUGGCAUUAAAGUAUUUCAUACAUUAUUGAAACAACAUUAUACUGAUUCAAGAAUGAUAUUACCAUUACUUUUAAUAUUUAGAAGUCUUGCUAAAAAUUCAUACACUGUUCAAACCCUCUCCAAAGAUGGAAUUGCUUCUAUUUUAGAAAAAACAUUUGUUACAAUUGGCUAUACACCUCAUCUUAAACUAAAAAUACUUCUUGAAUGUUUUAAAAAUUUUACAUCAAAUCGUUUAUGCUGUGCAAAAUUUGUCAAAGUUGGAAUGGUACAUUCGUUAACUCGUAUAUUUGAAAGAUGGGAUAAAUAUGACAAUUCAAUAAGAUUAAAAAUAGCAAAUUAUUCACUUUGUACUCUUCAUCAUUUGUGUUCAAUAAAAUCAGGAAGACGUGCUGUCAAGGCUAACAAUGGACUACAAUUAUUAUAUAGAUUUUGUGUUAAUUGUCCAGAAGAAAAAUCAUAUGAUUAUCUUAUAUCAAAAGUAUGUGGUAUUAUAAAUUUAUGUUUAGAAAAAAAAGAAUUACCAGUACUUGAAUUGUCACCAGCUAAAUUUAUUAUACCAAAUGGAAAUAAUAUAAAUAAAAGAGAAAAUAGUAUUGAUAGUUGUAGUGAUGCUGAUAGUCAAGCAAACAGUAUUAAUUGUGAUUCAGAUUCAGGUGAGGAUGAUGAUGAUGAUGAUGAAGAAGAUGAGGAAGAUGAAGAUGAUGAAGAUGAUGAUGAUCUAAAUUCAUCAGAUGAUAAUAAAAAGCUACAAUUAACAUCUGAUGUUGAGGAGAGACAGCUUUUAGCUGGUGUUAGCAGAACAACUGAUGAUUUAUUAAUGUAUAAUAUAUUUUUUAAAGAACUUUAUGAUAUAAAUAUACAUAAAAAAAUAAAUGAUGAAAAAAGUAUCAGUUUAAAUAAUGGAAUAAAAUUAAAAAUUUUUGAUAAUAUUUAUGAUAAUUGUGAUGAUAAAACAGCAUACUGUAACAUUGCAAGUAAUGUUAAUAGUGUUCUUCCAUUUGUUAAAGUAGCAUAUCCAGAUUUAGCUGGUUGUGAUUGUCGAGGUUUAUCAGAACCUUUAAAUAACAAAGAUAGAAAAGUAUGUCGUGCUAAAUUAAUGUUGAAUAUUGAUAGAUCUUUAAGACCUUGUUCAAUAACACAAGAUGUAAUAUAUGAUCUUGAUGCAUUAACAACAGCAACAACAACAACAAGUGAAUCAAAAUUAUUAAAAAAUAUUGAUGAAAGUAGAAUUGGUUGUCGUUUUGUUGAUACAAAAUGUUUACAAUUUGAAUCACGUUUUGAAAGUGGUAAUUUACGUAAAGUUAUACAAAUUAAUAAUCGUGAAUAUGAUUUAAUAUUAACACCAGAUGUUAAUAGUGCAUCACGACAUCAAUGGUUUUAUUUUGAAGUAUCAAAUAUGGAUUCAAAUAUUCCUUAUACAUUUAAUAUAAUUAAUUGUGAAAAACCAAAUUCACAAUUUAAUUUUGGUAUGAAACCAAUAAUAUUUAGUGUUAUUGAAUCACAAUUAGGUAAAAUUGGAUGGACAAGAACUGGUACUGAUAUUUGUUACUAUAGAAAUUGUUAUAGAAAAAAAAAUAAAGGAAAAAAUUAUUUAACAACAUCAUUUACUAUUACAUUUCCACAUUCACAUGAUAUUUGUUAUCUUGCAUAUCAUUUUCCUUAUACUUAUAGUCAAUUAAUAAGACACAUAUGGAAAUGGUCCAAAACAACAACAAAAAGCAAUGAUAUUUAUUUUAAAUAUGAUAAUUUAUGUAAUACACUUAAUAAAAAUGAGUGUCCAAUUUUAACAAUAACUUCAAUUAAUUCCAAAACAAAUCCAAUCAAUCAAAGAAAGCUGAUAUUUUUAACAUCCAGGGUACAUCCUGGUGAAAGUAAUGCAUCUUGGGUGAUGCAAGGAACUCUUGAAACUCUUCUUGGUGAUACAAUUUAUGCCAAAAGUUUACGUGAUGAUUAUGUAUUUAAAAUUGUUCCAAUGCUCAACAUUGAAGGUGUCAUCAAUGGUUGUAACCGGUAUGGACUUACAAACGAGGAUCUUAAUCGUCGUUGGAGUAAUCCCAAUCGUUUAAUUCAUCCAGUAAUAUUCAACACAAAAGGACUCAUUGAAUAUUGUACAAGUGUAUUAAAUAAUCCACCAUUUAUAUUUGUUGAUUAUCAUGGACAUUCAAGAAGAAAAAAUGUAUUUUUAUUUGGUUGUUCAAAAUCAGCAUCAUGGAGUUCAGUUGAUAGAGCUAAAAAUGAUCAACCAGUUCAAUAUCUAAUGCUGCCGAGACUCAUGCAGAAAACAUCGGCUGCUUUUUCAUUCCCACUGUGUUCCUUCAAGGUCGAAAAUCGCAGCCGUGAGUCUACGGCCAGGGUCGCCAUAUGGCGCCUUGGUGUUGCGAGAAGUUAUACAAUGGAAAGCAGCUUCUGUGGUUGCGAUCAGGGAUCAUUAGCUGGUUUGCAUUUUGAUACAAUACAUCUUAAAAAUGUUGGAAGAGAUUUGAUGCUGGCAAUUGGAUUGAUGAAAGAGUCCAAUGAUCAAUGGACAUACGACAAACUCGAUGAUCAAUACAGACAUCAUAACAACAUGCCUCGUUUGAAUGAUAACAGUCUUUAUGUUUAUCACAAUAUUUUGGUGGAUCCCAGUCAUACGAACGAGUACAGUGAGAUCUUUGUGGUGGACAAUAUUUUACUUCUGUUGAAGAUGGCUUAUCAUGAUCAUAUUGAAAACCCAUUGUUGAAGCAAAUAUAUUUAGUAAAAAAAUACCAAAUGGCCAGUUGGAAUGUUCAUUCCAUUUUUUAAUAUUCAUGUCUUCAUUAUUUCCAUCUGGACAACAGUAAAAUGAUUCUCUUGAAGUUUUACACCAAUACUUGCAUGGUUUAGCAUCAAUAACAGCAAAUAAAUAACAAAUUAUUUUUGUUAUUA
Messenger RNA from Aphidius gifuensis, 4042 nucleotides. RefSeq names its product cytosolic carboxypeptidase 1-like. Gene Ontology annotation, molecular function: zinc ion binding; protein binding; metallocarboxypeptidase activity. The record is from RefSeq and is a predicted model, not a curated record. NCBI's taxonomy places the organism in Eukaryota, Metazoa, Arthropoda, Insecta, Hymenoptera, Braconidae. The transcript is spliced from 11 exons. Gene Ontology annotation, biological process: proteolysis; protein side chain deglutamylation; C-terminal protein deglutamylation. Bases 527 to 3919 code for a protein of 1130 amino acids.